AUGGUUGUAUCAUUGCCCGUGGCUGCGUCGAACUCACAGCAUCCGCAAGAUGUCCCUAAGGAAGAAGAGUCGAUCUUAAACUACCUGUUAGGGGUAAGAAACCUAUUGGGUCAAUUGAAGCAAAAUAGGAGACAAUACCUGAACUCUAAGGAAGUGCAGAACAUUUAUCAACAAGUCUUGACAAAAGUGAGAGAACUAGACCAAAUAAGAAAGAGUAAUCAUGAUACGCCUUCUAAUAGUGCUACUACCCUGAUUCACAGCACUGAGUUGCACAAUAGAGUGGAUUCUGUUCUAGAUGACGUUUUUCAAUUGUUGUCUUUGUGUUUCUUGACUGUUGGUUUGAAAAACUCUGCACCUGCAACCUAUGCUUCUUUAUCUACUGUGCAAAGGCUAUUGGAACAUUUGAACGAAUCGAAUGUUUUUACGCAGCAUGAUUUGAGACCUAUUAGAGAGAGACUGCUGGAGAUUUCAAAGAUUGUUGAGAACAGUUCGUACAAGAACGAGGUGUCCGGUGAUAAUUUGGAAGACAUAGAUGAAAAAUUGCCCGAGGCAGAUCGUAAAUUCUAUGAGGAGAGGAACAAGAACAAGAUAGAGGAAGAUUUACUGUUGAGGGCCAAAUUGCAGCAUUGUCUGGAUGAAUACCACAGCACAGAGUCCAAGGUCGAGGAAAUUGAUCCACAUUUGACUACUAUCAUGGAGAAACUAUUUGAGAUAAGAAGGGGGUUGCUUUCACUGGCAGCAUCUUCAAAGAGAUCAAACCCUUCUUUGGAAAAGAGUCCUUUAUCUCAGGAACAUGUGCAUGAGCAAGUCGAGAAACUGGAAAGUCAAUUGACCGAAUUGGAAUCCCACCGUGACGAAAAUGGUAAAUUCAAAUCUUUGGAGACUGACAAGGUAGAAGAUAAAGGUCAAAACGUUCUAAAUGGUCUUCUAGACGAUUGCCACGAUCUCAUUAGCGAUUUGUCCCACCAAAAGAAUGGUGGGAUCGAAUUGGAUGCCAAAUUGCAGCCCAUUUACGAGCAAUUGAUCGAUAUAAAGACCAGCCUCGAAAAUUUGUUGGUCACUAGAAGGUGGACCUUGAGAGAGACUGACCUUUUCACAUUUCAAAAACAGUUGAGUGAGAUCGAUAGCCUAAGAGUCCACGGUAAAUUCCCCACCGACUCGGGUACUUCAAAGGGCCAAUCAAUUCUUCUCUAUCUGCUGCGUAGAUGUUUUGCGAUCAUCUAUAAGCUGUUGGAGAGUUCCGAACCGGUUUCCGAGUCCCUACAACCAAUUCACAAUCAGCUAUCGACAGUGCGCCGUUGUCUACUAGAAUUGAAGAGAAUGGGUGGUGUCAAUAACGAUAGAGAAUUGUACCCCUACCAGAUGAAAUUGGCCUCUCUCGACGACCUGCGUACGGAUGGUAAAUUCUACGACUCAGACGGUAAUAUACCAGAGGGACAAGGUACAUUGAACGCUCUUCUCGCUGAGUGCUUCGAUAUCGUACACGAAUUAAAGAUCGAAGCUCAGGAACGUGCAGAGACUGAAUCUGCUCAACAAUCAGAGGCCGAACAAGAUGAUGGUCUCGUUAACGAUACAGAUAACGAUAACGACGGAGACCAACCGGUAGCGAGAUAUUUGGAUGUACACAACCAAUACUCAAACGACGACGAUGAGGACGAAGAAGAAGAAGAUGGUGAAGAAGCUAGUUUAACCAACGCCAGUGAGCACAGCUACGUGGAUGAAGAGGAAAAUGACUAUCAUAUACCAGCCAAGGCCCAUCAUUGA
Messenger RNA from Torulaspora delbrueckii, 1764 nucleotides. It is a transcript of the gene CUB1, whose product is annotated as Cub1p. The record is from RefSeq and is a predicted model, not a curated record. NCBI's taxonomy places the organism in Eukaryota, Fungi, Ascomycota, Saccharomycetes, Saccharomycetales, Saccharomycetaceae. Bases 1 to 1764 code for a protein of 587 amino acids. The transcript has a single exon. Gene Ontology annotation, cellular component: cytoplasm; nucleus.